AUGGCGCCUGCACACGCUUCGCUGCAAUCGUCUUUGGGGCAUCCUGGCGUCAUGCGGUCAUCGGCUUGUAUCCUGCUCCUUUGCGGACUACAGCUCAUCCUCUGGGUUCCCAUACAGGGCAAUGACUUUUCCUCCUUUCUGAGUGCCAACGCUUCGCUGGCCGUUGUGGUGGAUCACGAGUACAUGACCACGCAUGGUCAGAAUAUUUUGGCCCAUUUUGAAAAGAUCCUGAGCGACAUUAUCAGGGAGAAUCUGAAGAAUGGAGGCAUUAAUGUGCGGUAUUUCAACUGGAACUCGGUGCGAUUGAAAAAGGAUUUCUUAGCUGCCAUUACGGUAACGGAUUGUGAGAAUACCUGGAACUUUUACAAAAACUCUAUGGAGACCUCAGUUCUCUUGAUUGCCAUCACGGACUCCGAUUGUCCACGGCUCCCACUCAACAGGGCUUUAAUGAUUCCCAUGGUUGACCACGGCGAUGAAUUUCCACAAAUUAUUCUGGAUGCCAAAGUGCAGCAGAUUCUAAACUGGAAGACAGCUGUGGUUUUUGUGGAUCAAUCCAUAUUGGAAGAAAACGCCGUUUUGGUCAAGUCCAUUGUACACGAAAGCACCACCAAUCACAUCACUCCGAUCUCACUGAUUCUCUACAAGAUCGAUGACUCGUUAAAGGGUCAAAAGAAGAGGAAUGCUCUCCGGCGGGCCUUGGCCCAAUUCGCACCCACCAAGCACGAGGAGAAGCGCCAGCAGUUCCUAGUGGUAUCCGCCUUCCAUGAGGACAUCAUAGAAAUAGCCGAGACGCUCAACAUGUUCCACGUGGGCAAUCAGUGGAUGUUUUUUGUACUGGAUAAGGUGCGUCGCGACUUUGAUGCCGGCACGGUGACCUUUAAUUUGGACGAAGGCGCCAACAUAGCCUUUGCCCUCAAUGAGACCCUGCCCGACUGCGAGGACACGCUGAACUGUACCAUCUCCGAGGUGAGCCUAGCCCUGGUGACUUCCAUUUCCAAGAUGACCGUCGAGGAGCAGUCCGUAUAUGGAGAGAUCUCCGACGAGGAAUGGGAGUCCAUACGCUUUACCAAGCAGGAAAAACAGGCUGAAAUUUUGGAGUACAUGAAGGACUAUUUGAAGGCCAACAGCCGGUGUGCCAGCUGCGCCAAGUGGCGCAUUGAGACCGCCAUCACCUGGGGCAAGAGCCAGGAAAACCGGAAGUUCCGUUCAGCUCCAACACGCGAUGCCAAGAACCGAAAUUUCGAUUUCAUCAACAUCGGCUAUUGGAGUCCUCUACUCGGAUUCGUUUGUCAGGAACUAACCUUUCCCCAUAUCGAGCAUCACUUUCGCAACAUCACCAUGGACGUGCUGACAGUGCAUAAUCCGCCCUGGCAAAUCCUGACCAAGAACCAGCACGGUGUGAUCGUCGAGCACUCGGGCAUUGUGAUGGAAAUCCUAAAGGAGCUGAGUCGGGCCCUGAACUUUAGUUACUAUCUGCACGAAGCCGCCACGAGGGAGGAUUAUUCUUUUAGCACGGCCUUGAAUCCAAACGAAACCGAUGAACUGGCGGGCUCAAUGACCUUUCGCCUACCGUACCGCGUGGUGGAAAUGGUCCAGGGCAAUCAGUUCUUCAUAGCCGCCGUGGCUGCCACCGUGGAGGAUCCCGACCAGAAGCCCUUCAAUUACACCCAGCCGGUCAGUGUACAGAAGUACUCGUUCAUCACACGCCAGCCGGAUGAGGUGUCCCGCAUCUAUCUGUUCACGGCUCCCUUUACCAUGGAGACCUGGGGCUGUCUGGUAGGCAUCAUUCUGCUAACCGCUCCCAUGCUGUAUGCCAUCAACCGCCUGGCUCCUCUGGAUGAGAUGCAAAUCGCGGGCUUGUCCACUGUGAAGAGUUGCUUUUGGUACGUCUUUGGAGCCCUACUACAGCAAGGUGGCAUGUAUUUACCCAGAGCCGAUAGUGGCCGCCUGGUGGUGGGCUUCUGGUGGAUCGUGGUCAUCGUACUGGUUACCACCUACUGCGGCAACCUGGUGGCUUUCCUCACCUUCCCCAAGUUCCAGCCGGGUGUCGACUACCUCAGCCAGCUGCAGCGCCACAAGUCCAUCUCGCAGUACGGCCUGCGGAACGGCACCUUCUUUGAAAAGUAUGUGCAGACGACGACUCGGGAAGACUUUAAAUACUACGUGUCGCGUGCGACCAUUUACGGUAGUGCCCAGGGCGAGGACAUCGAUGCGGUAAAGAGUGGACAUCGCAUCAACAUCGACUGGCGCAUCAACCUGCAGCUGAUAGUGCAGCAGCAUUUCGAGCGCGACAAGGAGUGCCGCUUCGCCCUGGGCAAGGAGAGCUUCGUGGACGAGCAGAUCGCCAUGAUAGUGCCGUCACAGAGCGCCUAUUUGCACCUCAUCAAUCGUCACAUCGACAGCAUGUUCCGCAUGGGCUUCAUUGAGCGCUGGCACCAGAAGAAUCUGCCCAGCGCCGACAAGUGCAGCGGCAAGAGCGCCCUCCGCCAGGUCACGAACCAUAAGGUCAACAUGGACGACAUGCAGGGCUGCUUCCUGGUACUGCUCCUGGGCUUCGUGAUAGCCGUCGUCGUCGGCUGCUGCGAGUUUUGGUAUCACCGCUUCUACGUGCUCAGCGAUAAUCGCAAAAGCAAGGAAUUCACCAUUUGACCACUGACCACAA
This is a messenger RNA of Drosophila serrata, 2662 nucleotides long. RefSeq names its product Ionotropic receptor 93a (gene Ir93a). The record is from RefSeq and is a predicted model, not a curated record. Gene Ontology annotation, molecular function: ligand-gated monoatomic ion channel activity. Gene Ontology annotation, cellular component: membrane. Lineage: Eukaryota; Metazoa; Arthropoda; Insecta; Diptera; Drosophilidae.